Molecule: messenger RNA, 3646 nt
Organism: Culicoides brevitarsis
Lineage: Eukaryota; Metazoa; Arthropoda; Insecta; Diptera; Ceratopogonidae
Gene: Strump
Product: WASH complex subunit 5
Exons: 3
Coding region: 110-3589 (1159 amino acids)
Biological process (GO): actin filament polymerization; regulation of actin nucleation; endosome organization
Cellular component (GO): endosome; WASH complex
Source: RefSeq, a predicted model, not a curated record
UAAAAUCAAAACAAAAAUAAAUUAAAGGGGACGAAAAUUCAUCAAAAAAUAAGUUUAAAAAUAUUUUUACGUAAAUUUAAGAUAAAUGCAGUAGAAAUUUUGGUAAAAAAUGAGUGAAUUUACCGCAGAAAAUAAUCUCUGUGGGCAAACAUUGCUGCAAAUUGUAGCUGCUGGAAAUUCAAUCAUCGCUGAAUUGCUCAGACUGAAAGAUUAUGUGCCUUCAAUUUUUCUUCUCCAAUCCAAAGAAGACACCGCCAAAUACGGCGAAAUCCUCCUGGACUUCAGCUACUUCAACAUAUCCUCAGCUGUCGACAAAGCCAUCGAAACCAACCAAAAAUUGUACGAACUCGACGACGACAUUCGCAUCGAAAACUUUGAAAUCCUCACGAGAUUUUAUUUGGCCUUCGAGAGCAUCUUACUCUACGCCCACGAACUCCAAAAUUACGUCAACGACUUGAACGAAGGCACUUUUAUCCAACAAACGAUCGAAAGUGUUCUCGCCGACGAGGAAGGCAAACAACUUUUAUGCGAAAGUCUCUACUUGUACGGCGCAAUGUUGCUAAUUCUCGACUUGCACAUUCCCGGAGGGGUUCGCGAACGUCUCUUAGUCGCCUACAAUCGUUACAGCGCCCAAAAAUCUCAUGGCGGCUCGAAUAUCGACGACGUUUGUAAACUCAUGAGGUCCACUGGGUUCUCGAAUGACGCGAAAAAGUCAAAUAAUUUCGCGUAUCCCGAAGAAUACUUCCAACGGGUGAAAUUGGACUCGAUUUUCGUGGAAAUGGUAAUCGGUCGUUUGCGUUCCGACGACAUCUACAACCAAUUUCGGGUAUAUCCGAUGCCCGAACAUCGUCCCACGGCCUUGGCAAAUCAAGCCAGCAUGUUGUACGUUUGUCUUUUCUUCUCGCCGAGGACUUUACAUGCCGAGCCAGCGAGAAUGCGAGAGAUUGUCGAUAAAUUUUUCCCCGAAAAUUGGAUUGUGAGCAUUUACAUGGGAGUCACGAUCAAUUUGCUCGAUGCUUGGGACCCUUUCAAGGCAGCAAAAAAUGCUUUGGUGAACAUAACGGACCCACAAAGUGUCAAAGAGGUCACCGGAAAGCAGGAAAAAUUGCUAAAUCGAUUAAUUAAAGAAUCUCGAGCGAUUUUAAAGGAAGGGGUGCUGACCGAACAAACGCUCAUGAAUAAAUUAACAAAAGUUUUGAACCUUAUUCGGGAAAUGAAUGUCGCAAUUCGUUGGUUGUUGUUGCAUACAAACCCAACAGUCAUCGAUUUGGGCAAUAAAAAGUGCAAACAACUCCGCGACCAAAUAAUUUCCGAUUUGGGCGGCAAUCACUUGGGAAUUUUCGAACUUUUGCUGAACACGAGCGAGUUGGAGCUCAAAGUGAAGGAAAUGAUUCGCGAAUUACUCGCGCAACGCGAAUCUCGUUACAACGAGAGCAAAAAAGAGGCAAUUGAACGCAUCCAGGAUUUAUCGGUCGCCUUUUCCGGCACGCAACCCCUGAUGAAAAUCGAAAAAAAUGACGGAUUGACGACUUGGUUCACGGAAAUCAAGAAAACGAUUGAAACGUUAGACUUUGAAAAUGCGAAUUUAUCGGGAAGGAAACUCGUUCAGCUGAUCCGAGCACUCGAGGAUGUCCAAGCUUACCACAAUUUGGAGUCAAAUAUGCAAGUGAAGCAAUAUUUGUUGGAAACGAGGAACUUUUUGCACCAAAUGAUCCACAUGUUGAACAUCAAAGAUGACGUUCUCGUGACUUUGCAAUUUAUUUCGGACCUCAGUUACGGCUGGCGAGCCAUUGACAACUUUACGCCGACGAUGCAGGAGAGCAUCAAGAAGCAACCGAGUCUGGUAAUUCGUUUAAGAGCGACUUUUUUGAAAUUAGGCAGUGCCCUGGACGCUCCAUUGUUACGGAUUAACGAAGCAAAAAGCGAGGAUUUGGUCUCGGUUUCGCAAUAUUACAGCAACGAGCUGAUAAAUUACGUGCGAAAAGUAAUUCAGAUCAUUCCGAAGACAAUUUUUGAGGUUUUAGCGAAAAUUGUUGCCUUACAAACGGAAAUUAUCAAAGAAUUGCCGUCGAAAGUGGCAAAAGACAAGGUAAAAGACUUUGCGCAGCUCGAUGAACGUUUUUUGGUGGCGAAAUUGACAUAUUCCGUGUCAGUUUUCACCGAAGGUAUCCUGAUGAUGAAGAAAACUCUCGUCGGCGUCAUCGAAUUGGACCCAAAAGAGCUCUUGGAGGACGGAAUUCGCAUCGAACUCGUCAAACACAUCUCGGAUGCGCUUCACAAUGGGCUUCAAUUCAACUCGAAAGCGAAAAAUUUCGAGCUCGAACCGAAAUUGGCGGAUUUAUCGAAGGUAAUUGACGGUUACAAGCGUUCCUUUGAGUAUAUUCAGGACUAUAUGAACAUCAAAGGACUCAAAAUCUGGCAGGAAGAGAUGCGACGAAUAAUUUGCUUCAACGUCGAACGCGAAUGCAAUGCUUUUCUCAAUCACAAGGUCAGCGAAUGGAACUCCAAAUACCAAAGUCAUACAAUUCCGAUACCCACGUACCCGGGAGAGGCUGAUGGAGCGGCGACUUUUAUCGGAAGACUCGCAAAAGAGUUGCUACGGAUCACAGAUCCCAAGUGCACGUGUUACAUUCAACAUAGUUCGGCAUGGUAUGAAGCGAAAACACCUCAUAAAGAGCUAAUUAACUUGAAAUUUAUGAACAAAGUUGUCGAGUCGAUUGAAAUUUCGGGACUCAGUGGGUUGGAUAAGCUUUAUGCACACAUGAUUUGUGCGGAAUUGAUGGAAAUUCAAACAUUUUUCAAGAAGAAUGUUAUUUCCAACAAACAAAAUACCGAUAUUUUGGAUCAAUUUGGAAAAGAACUCGAUUUGCCAUCAGCAAAUUUGAAGACUUACAACACCGCAAGUUCGAAAUUAUCUAAAAAUUUUUCGAAAUACGUGCAAUUUUUGUGUCAAAUUGGUCAAAAACAGAUUUUACGAAGACACAUUUCCUACGAACUCAAUAUUUCGUGCAGAUUUAAGGCGAAAAAUUACGAAUCUUCGUUGCGGAAUUUCAAUAAUGCCCUCUUGACGGAUGUCAAAGCGCAUUUAAUUGAUCCGCAAACGAAUUCGCUGCCGUCGCAGGAAUUGUUCCAAGAGUUGCAGGAGAAUUUAACAGCUGCCGGGAUCUAUGAGCCAUAUCACAAGAUUUAUGCGCCAAUGACGAACAAUCAGUACCAUGGUAACUUUUUGCUGUUGAUGAUCGUUGGGCAGCUGCCGAAAUUCGUGUUUCAAGCAUCCGAGUUGGUGUCGAAAAAGGUGAACAUGGAACUAGAUGGACAUCCGUUAGUGGUGGGGAUUUUGACGUUGUUGAGACAAUUCGAUGCAAAAGAUGUCGUUCAAGAGUUUUUGAAAGGGUUUUGUUCGUUUUUGACGACCGCCGUGCAGUGUCAAUUGAGUGCCAAACAACAAGAAAUCAGCUUGGACAUCUCCAACGGCUUCCGUUUCCUCCAAACGUUCCUGAAUGUCGCUGAAAUGUCCCAAAAUGUCGUUAAAGAAUUCAUUCCAGAAAUCAUCUUGACCCAAUUUGAUUUUUUAACUGAAAAAUCUUGAAUUUACUAAAGUUGCCUUCAAAUAUUUUUACGAAAAUAAAUUCUUUUCUCUAUUACA